Messenger RNA from Heteronotia binoei (common prickly gecko), 1032 nucleotides. RefSeq lists its product as uncharacterized. The transcript is spliced from 3 exons. The record is from RefSeq and is a predicted model, not a curated record. Lineage: Eukaryota; Metazoa; Chordata; Lepidosauria; Squamata; Gekkonidae. The annotation marks the transcript as partial.
CUAGGCCUUUCCUGGCUGAAGCUGCACAACCCCAUCGUGGACUGGGCCCAGCAGGAACUACGCUUCCGAGACCCAUUGCUCUUCGUGAAGAAGAAAAGUGGGGAGCUCCGGCUGUGCAAUGACUACCGGGCCCUGAACAAGAUCACCAUCCGCGACCGGUACCCUCUACCACUGAUCCCUGAACUCUUGGAUCGCCUGAAGGGGGCCCAAAUCUACACCAAGCUGGACCUCCGUGGAGCGUACAAUUUGGUGCGCAUACGGCCCAGAGACGAAUGGAAGACCGCGUUUGGGACCCGAUACGGGCAGUACGAGCACCUGGUAAUGCCCUUCGGACUGACCAAUGCCCCCGCUGUCUUCCAGAGGUUCAUGAAUGACAUAUUCCGGGACCUGCUCGACCGCUUCGCGAUCAUAUACCUGGAUGACAACCUAAUUUACUCCCGCAAUCCUGCCCAGCACGCCGAGCACGUCCGCCAGGUCCUGCAGCGCCUACGAGCCCAUGGUCUCUACGCCAAGCUGGAGAAGUGCGACUUCGACCUGCGCUCCGUCGAGUUCCUUGGGCACAUCGUGUCACCGCAGGGGAUCCUCAUGGACCCGAAAGCUCGACCCACUGCCCUAGUGGGCUGGAUACAACUGGCCGGUGAGGUUGAGACCAACCUGAAGCAUGUGGCCCUGCAACGGCAGCAGCAACAAGGGGCAAGAGGGGGACGGGAAUCCAAGACAGGAACUAAAUCUGAGCCUAAGAAGGCAGCGCCCCAGGGAGGGACCCCCAAAGCGACCCCUGGGCGCCGGUGCUUCCAAUGCGGCGACCCUGGGCACUUGGCGGCCAAUUACCCGGAGAAGCCCCGCGCACCCACCCUGACCCCAAAACCGACUGCGGUUGGCCAGAAAAAGACCAGGAGCAAGCCCAAAGAACCCAGCCGGGGCAGCAUCGCCACAUCCAUGGCGCUUGACGAGGAUUCUAUAAUAACCAAGGACUUGGGGGAAGAAUCAUGGGAGCCAGAGCCGGCGGAAAACGGGAGCGACCUGCACUGA